GCCUCCACCCUUUCCACCCCGCCGCCGCAGCCACCGCGCCGCUACCCCUCGCCGCCGCCGCAAAUGGCCGCCGCCGCGCGUCCCCUGGUCUCCGUCAAGGCCCUGGAGGGCGACAUGGCCACGGACUCAGCCGGCACCGCGCUGCCGGACGUCCUCCGCGCGCCGAUCCGCCCCGACAUCGUCCGCUUCGUCCACAAGCUUCAGUCCUGCAACAGCCGCCAGCCCUACGCGGUGUCUCGACGCGCCGGCCACCAGACCUCCGCGGAGUCCUGGGGGACGGGGCGUGCGGUGUCCCGUAUCCCCCGUGUUCCCGGCGGCGGUACCCACCGCGCCGGCCAGGGAGCCUUCGGCAACAUGUGCCGUGGCGGACGCAUGUUCGCGCCCACCAAGAUCUGGCGCCGCUGGCAUCGUCGCGUCAACGUUCACCUCCGCCGCGUCGCCGUCGCCUCCGCCCUCGCCGCCACCGCCGUCCCAUCCCUCGUACUUGCCCGCGGCCACCGCGUGGAGUCCGUCCCCGAGCUCCCGCUCGUGGUCUCCGACUCCGCCGAGUCCAUCGAGAAGACAGCCCAGGCCAUCAAGAUCCUCAAGCAGCUCGGUGCCUACGCUGAUGCUGAGAAGGCCAAGGACUCCGUUGGCAUCCGCCCCGGCAAGGGGAAGAUGCGCAACCGUCGCUACAUCAACCGCAAGGGACCCCUCAUUGUCUACGGCACCGAGGGCUCCAAGAUCGUCAAGGCUUUCCGCAACCUCCCUGGUGUUGAUGUUGCCAAUGUCGAGCGCCUCAACCUGCUUGACCUCGCCCCUGGUGGCCACCUUGGCCGGUUCGUGAUCUGGACCGAGAGCGCGUUCAAGAAGUUGGAUGAGGUGUACGGUACCUUCGAGACGCCUUCGGCCAAGAAGAAGGGCUUCGUGCUCCCUAGGCCUAAGAUGGCCAACGCUGACCUGUCCAGGCUCAUCAACUCUGAUGAGGUGCAGUCGGUCGUGAAGCCCAUCAACAAGUUGGUGAAGCGCAGGGAGGCUAGGAAGAACCCGCUGAAGAACAUGGCCGCUGUGCUCAAGCUGAACCCAUACUUGGGUACUGCGCGCAAGAUGGCAGCUCUUGCCGAGGCAGCGCGUGUCAAGGCCAGGAAGGAGAAGCUUGACUCCAAGAGGACCAAGCUCAGCCCAGAGGAAGCUUCUAAGGUCAAGGCUGCUGGAAAGGCGUGGUACAAAACCAUGAUCUCAGACAGCGACUACACAGAGUUUGAGAACUUCACCAAGUGGCUUGGUGUUACACAGUGAUCUUCUGGUUCAAGCCUUCGUAGUUUAUCACUGCCCCAGUCAGAAAUUAUGAUUUUGGUUUCUAUUAUCUUAUGUCACUUGUUAUUGGGAUCAUCAGACAUGGUAUCUCGUUUUGGUUAUGGCUUUGGUAGUUGUUUGCUGCUGCACCUUCACUUCCAGACACCUAUUAUGAGAACAAAGUAUAUGCGAAUUUCAACAAACAAUUUGUGCCUUCGUUUGUUUGUUACUAUCGAUUGUGGUAUGCUUUCUUGGUUGUA
This is a messenger RNA of Setaria italica (foxtail millet), 1535 nucleotides long. RefSeq names its product 60S ribosomal protein L4-1. Gene Ontology annotation, molecular function: RNA binding; structural constituent of ribosome. Lineage: Eukaryota; Viridiplantae; Streptophyta; Magnoliopsida; Poales; Poaceae. Gene Ontology annotation, biological process: translation. The transcript is spliced from 2 exons. The record is from RefSeq and is a predicted model, not a curated record. Gene Ontology annotation, cellular component: ribosome; cytosolic large ribosomal subunit. Bases 64 to 1278 code for a protein of 404 amino acids.